UUUUAGGUUUCAAACAUCUAUCAUUUCUCAAAAACUAUUAUUUAAACAUUAUUAAAUUCAUGUAUUCCCUUUCAAAAGAAGUAACAAUUUAUUUGAUUUUAGGCAUGAUGUGCCUUUAAAGCAAUUUAUGUCUGUGCGGUCUUAAGAAUAAUGUGUCACCAUCCUUGUUCAUUUAAGCAAAGUAUUUUAUCCACGCUUUCGCCCAAUUCCGCUGGGGUGUGUUUCAAGAAUACCCCGAAGAAGGUGAAAGCGAGUUUUAUAUAUCAGUGACAAAUGGGCGACCAGAGGCAAUCAGAUGUACCAUACAGCUUAGAGGACUGGUACAGAAAAAUGAUUCCGCCCACACUAUAUGUUACUUACCAUCUCAGGCACAGAGCGCUCACGUGGUGGCAUCCGUCGACAAUGUGACAGGCUUGUAUGAACGCGAGUGUCUUUGGAGACCGUAUCCUACCAGACAGAGAACAAAGGCAUCUAUAAUGGAUCACCAAUAUAUCACUAAUAUCGAAACAUUUUGCGACGACAACCAUACGGACUAUAUGACAGAGCACAAUUAUGAAGCUCCGAGUAAACACAACAGACUGUGUGGACACAGAAGCACGUGGAAUAUAAUUACACAAACAGACGAUUUUAGAAAUGGAAGAAAUCCUCCUCAUGGUCGUCUAGACGCUCAACUAGAACCGACUUUUAUUGUAAUGAGAGCGCCUGGAAGAAAACGCAGGGCAGCCAUAUUGAUAGACCCGUCUUUGACGAAGCAGACUGACAUUCAUCUAACCAUCGGCCAUCUUAAGCAGGAAUCAUCCAUCCAUGAUAUAGAGAUAGUUCUAGUAAAACAUGUGGACGGCAGGAUAUCUCACCAGCAACUUCAAUCUGUUGAAAAUAUUGAAUCAUAUCUGAAACACCAUUCACCUACAUACAAAGUCAGUUUGACUGACCAAAUUACACAGACAGUACAGAUGAUGGAAGAAGAGGCAAAAGAAAAUGAUACACACUUAAUACUUGUCACAGACAAAGAAUCAUCUGAACUCAAGAAAAUGCUGACCGAGUCAAAACAGAAGGGUUUAAAAUUCUCAGCAAUAUUAAACAAAUAUAACCCCAUUGCUGGUAACCUAGACAAUCUUCAUACUGUAGGAAAGAAAGUUGGACAUACUCUUUUAGACAGGUUAAGGAAUAUCAUCCUAGAAGAAACACCAAGAAAAAUAGUUAUUACCACGGAUUCAAUACAUCUGUCAAACAUGGUACCGGUUUCAAACUCUGUAUUGAUUGAUCAAACAUUGGUGAAUCACGUGACAUUCAUAUUUCACUAUGACACUGACCAGCCGAACAUAGAUCUCAGAUCACCGUCGGAUGUUAUUUACGGUGUGGAGGACGAUGUAUGUACUAUAGAUUAUGAUCUAAGAGUGAUUAGAUUUCAUCUGGAAUUCACAGAGGUAGGUACAUGGACAUAUACGGUGAUGCAAACAUCCCGGAGUUCUCAGAAUGUGCGUGUUACAGUAAUAUCAGAAGAAGAACAAACCGAAAUAGACCCAAUUGUGUUGAAACAUUCAGUAAAAACUGGCAAAGAAUACGAAAACGUCAUUUUACUACAUGUUGAUGCAAUGCAAGGUUCGAGUCCAUUAACAGGUUUAACAGUUGUGGCCAAGAUAGAGACACCGGAAAUGAAAGUAGAACAUGUCACUUUACUGGACAACGGAGCAGGACUCGACAUUUCUAAGAAUGAUGGAAUAUAUUCACGUACAUUUAUUGCUCCAAGAAUCAAUGGAUCAUAUCACGUGACUUACAUGGUUACAAGUAACUCUAGAGGAGACACACAGAAAGAAAAAGGUUACACAAAGAAGGAUAACACUCAUAGUCUAAUUGAGAGCAAUUUUCAGCGCCAAAUACCAGCUGGUACAGUACACAUCAGUUGUAUAGGGAUAAACGAUAUGCAUGCCAAAGAUCGUGACGUCAUACCUCCAUCCAGGAUGACCGACUUGGAAGCAGUAACGUUUAUUCCAUAUAGGAACAGUAUUGUACUAAAAUGGACAACACCUGGUGAUGACUUUGAUCAUGGAAAACCUUUCGGCUACCACCUUUAUAUAGGAUAUGACAUCAAUAACGUACGCUCGUUCCUAAAAUAUAUUUCUACCGGAAGUUAUGAUGGCACCGGACAUGUUGCAAAUGAGACGAUUGCUGGGAAAUCAAGCGCCACAGAGACUGAGAUCUUUUUGUGGGACGUCAAGGUGUUUGCUCGGACAUAUGUGUUCGCUGUGCGUGCGUUCGAUGACAGUGGUAACAUCGGGGAUAUUUCAAAUGUUGUUACCACGACAACUACUUUAAGACCAUAGCGGUUUUCUGACUUCCUGUAAAAAAGUUAUUUUUAAAUUUGUAUAUCUCUAUCACUUUAAGUAUGACCUCAUUGUUUUGAAUAUUAUGUCUCAGGUUGGCGGUUCUAUGCUGUUAUUUUGAUUGAUAUUAAUUUCUCAGGUACAUGAAGUUGUUACGUUAAUUUGUUGAAUAAUUGCUCAGGUACAUGAAGUUGUUACGUUAAUUUGUUGAAUAAUUGCUCAGGUACAUGAAAUUGUUACGUUAAUUUGUUAAAUAAACUAAAUAAAUUUGUAAACAAGUAAAGUUUGUCAUUUAUAUAUGCUGAAAAUGACAAUUUCUUCAUACAUACUACCUUAAUUAAAUGAAAAGUGAUUUUGGCUGUUGGUGAGAGCGCUUUACAUUAAGAUAUUCUCAACGCAAUAGCAGAAAUAUUGUGCACAUGCGUG
This is a messenger RNA of Ruditapes philippinarum (Manila clam), 2750 nucleotides long. RefSeq names its product calcium-activated chloride channel regulator 4A-like. The transcript has 11 exons. The coding region runs from base 477 to 2324 and encodes 615 amino acids. Lineage: Eukaryota; Metazoa; Mollusca; Bivalvia; Venerida; Veneridae. The record is from RefSeq and is a predicted model, not a curated record. Gene Ontology annotation, molecular function: protein binding.